This is a messenger RNA of Pyricularia pennisetigena, 927 nucleotides long. RefSeq lists its product as uncharacterized. The record is from RefSeq and is a predicted model, not a curated record. Gene Ontology annotation, molecular function: protein binding. The transcript has a single exon. Bases 1 to 927 code for a protein of 308 amino acids. NCBI's taxonomy places the organism in Eukaryota, Fungi, Ascomycota, Sordariomycetes, Magnaporthales, Pyriculariaceae.
AUGGGUAAUGCUGCUAUCCUACGCCUUUUCUCAUCGUCAUCGUACACACCAGCAACAUUAGGCGCAUUUACGUCCAAUGGCGACUUACGCAUUGGACUCGCAAUCAAGGGCAAUCAUCUCGACGUUAUCAAAUACCUCGUCCGUGAGAUGAAGGUUGACGUCAACACGGUGGACAUAAACGGAUGUACAGCACUUCACCUAGCCGCCAACCACGACAACGAGGAUGCGGCGAGGACUUUGCUCGACCUUAAUGCCGACACGACAGUUGUUAAUGUUGCUGGCCAAACGGCUUUUGAGUUUGCCGCGAGUUGCAAUCGCAGCUUUGCUGAUCAGUUGCAUCCCGUCAAGCACAUUGACGGCACUGACGCGUCGCAAAUGAGAAGCGAAAAGUCAGGUCUUGUGAGGCGGGUUCUCGAGUCAUUUCGACAGCUUACCAUCCAGGAACUCGCCCACCAGACUGGCCUGACCAGUGAGGAGGUCGAGAUCGCUUGGCGUGAUUGCGGCAUAGAAGCCAAGAUUUCGCAGGGUUGGGUGCGCUACAUGUCGAAGGCAGCACUGACGUGGCACUGUGAGAUACUCGACGGGCCCAGCUGGAGCACAUACUACCGCGUUUAUAGCGAAGUUGUACGCGCUUUGCGCACAAAUCAUACCUGGGAAGCCACAGGAAGAGCUGCAGGCGGCGCUGUAGGCGAAAUCGGCCCUGCUGGGAUUGCCGCUGGUGGGAUUGCCGAGGCAUUGGUGCUUUUGAAGCCUUAUAGAAACAAGGUAGCUUGUCAUUUGCGAGAGAACGUUUCUAUUGAGCAGUUGAUUGAAGUUUUCCACCUGUUGCGGUCCCCUGGCGGACGUUUUUAUAGAAGAGGCAUGGAGGAAAAGUGGCAUGACGAGAUGACACUGUUUUCCAAGUUUACAGCUGAUCAUCGUCUUUAG